Molecule: messenger RNA, 5031 nt
Organism: Spizellomyces punctatus DAOM BR117
Lineage: Eukaryota; Fungi; Chytridiomycota; Chytridiomycetes; Spizellomycetales; Spizellomycetaceae
Product: 3-phosphoshikimate 1-carboxyvinyltransferase
Exons: 3
Coding region: 58-4920 (1620 amino acids)
Biological process (GO): chorismate biosynthetic process; aromatic amino acid biosynthetic process
Cellular component (GO): cytoplasm
Molecular function (GO): shikimate 3-dehydrogenase (NADP+) activity; 3-dehydroquinate dehydratase activity; 3-dehydroquinate synthase activity
Source: RefSeq, a predicted model, not a curated record
AUCCCAAUUAGCCAUUGAAUCGCGGCCCUUUGCCUUGGAUAAGCGCUCGUCCUAACCAUGACGGCGUCGCAGGAGCAGCAGGAGGGCGAGGCCUUCACCAAGGUGUCGAUUUUGGGACAGGAGACUAUCAUCGUAGGAAUGAACAUGACCAACUACCUUGUCAACGACGUAAUAGCAACUGUCCCUGCUAGUAGCUACAUUGUCGUUACAGACCGCAACAUUGCCCGCUUCCACCUCAAUCCACUAGUUGAGACCCUCAACGCUGCCCUAGAUGCUAAGCACAAAGGUGAAGGUACAAGACCGCGAGUAUUAUCGUACGUUAUGCCACCGGGCGAGUCUGCGAAAACUCGCGAAAUUAAGGCACAAAUCGAGGACUGGGUGCUGUUCAACAAGUGUACCCGCGACUCGUGCUUCUUGGCUUUGGGUGGCGGAGUUAUAGGGGAUCUUAUCGGAUAUGUUGCCGCAACGUUUAUGCGUGGAGUUCCAGUCAUUCAAAUUCCGACAACGCUGUUGGCAAUGGUGGAUUCGUCAAUAGGAGGCAAAACAGCAGUGGACACACCGCAUGGAAAGAACCUGAUUGGUGCAUUCCAUCAACCCAAACGGAUUUUCAUCGAUCUACACUACCUUACAACGCUACCUAAACGUGAAUUUGUAAAUGGACUUGGCGAGGUCAUUAAAACUGCUGCAAUCUGGGUUGAAGAAGACUUUGAUUUACUGGAAAACUACCCGGAAAAGAUAUUAGCACUAAGUAACGGUGUAGCUGGCGACCCCAACUCGGAGGAAGUCCAACUGCUCAAGCGAGUUAUUCUUGGAUCUGCACGAGUAAAAGCCCACGUGGUCACAGAAGAUGAGAAAGAGGGCGGACUACGUGGACUGCUCAAUUUUGGUCACUCCAUUGGUCAUGCAAUUGAAGCCAUUCUUUCCCCAGAAAUGCUUCAUGGCGAAUGUGUAUCAAUCGGGAUGGUGCGCGAAGCCGAGAUUGCGCGUCAUCUGGGAUACUUGAAUGAGGUUGCCGUGGGGCGCUUAACGAGAUGCCUUCAAUCUUACGGGUUACCUGUAUCUCUUGACGAUAGGAUUGUACUGCAGCGUGCACCGCAUAAGCACUGUCCCGUGGAUCAGCUUUUAGAUAUCAUGCGGGUGGAUAAGAAGAACCAGGGUGACAAGAAGAGGAUUGUCAUGCUUGCCGGCAUUGGUAGAACCUAUGAACCACGAGCCAGUGUCGUACCAGACGAUGUCAUAAGAAAGAUACUGUCUCCAGCCGUCCAGAUCGCGCCGCCAACCUCCCCCACGACAGUCAAUCUAAAGGUACCAGGAUCAAAGUCCAUCUCGAACCGCGCAUUGAUUCUUGCUGCAUUGGGAGAAGGUACAUGCCGGAUACACGGACUGCUUCACUCUGACGACGUCCAAGUUAUGCUUGACGCUCUUCAGAAGCUCGUCGGAAUAACCUUCUCCUGGGAAAAUAAUGGAGAAACUUUGGUGAUCAAUGGAGGCGGUGGACGCUUGAAGGUACCCUCAAAGGAAAUAUACUUGGGCAACGCUGGGACUGCAUCACGGUUUUUGACAACAGUUUGCGCGCUGAUUCCUAAACCUGGAGCGGAGCGGAAGGGUGCGAUCUUAACAGGCAAUCCUCGGAUGAAACAGCGACCCAUAAAACCUCUGGUUGACGCUCUUCGAGAAAAUGGCGUGGACGUUAAAUAUCUUGAAAACACAGGAUCACUUCCCCUAGAAAUCACGCCGAAAGGCACUGGACUUCCCGGAGGAACUAUCAAGCUAUCGGCGUCGAUUAGCUCGCAAUAUGUCUCCUCCAUCCUCAUUUCUGCACCAUACGCCGCACAACCCGUAACGCUCGAUCUCAGCGGAGAUCACGUUAUAUCACAACCGUACAUUGAUAUGACAAUUGCUAUGAUGGCCUCCUUUGGCAUUAAAGUCACCCGUAUCCCCGGUACCAACACCUAUCAGAUACCACAGGGCGUUUAUCGAAACCCUCAAAACUACAAUGUGGAAGCAGAUGCAUCUUCUGCCACCUACCCACUCGCUUUCGCUGCUAUCACUGGCUCUACCGUAACUGUCACCAACAUUGGAAGUGAUUCUCUUCAAGGGGACGCGCACUUUGCAGUGAAAGUGAUUGAAGCAAUGGGUGGAACUGUGAAACAGACCGAGACGACCACAACGGUGCAAGGGCCAGCUCAACUUCGACCUAUUCCUCAAAUUGACAUGGAAUCGAUGACGGACGCCUUUUUGACCGCUUCCGUACUUGCCGCUGUGGCCGUUGACAAGAAUGGUAGUGGCACAACUCAGAUUACCGGAAUUGCAAACCAAAGGGUCAAAGAGUGCAAUCGCAUUGCUGUCAUGGUCGAACAAUUGGCCAAAUUUGGUGUUUCUGCAUCUGAGCUACCGGAUGGCAUCGAGAUUCGCGGGGUUGACCGUUGCCAGUUACAUGCUCCUGAGGGUGGGGUCAAGUGUUACGAUGAUCAUCGUGUUGCGAUGAGCUUCAGCAUUCUUGCCUGCGCUAUGCCAGCAGAACAGUGUGCCAUCAUCAAAGAGAAAAAGUGUGUGGAGAAGACAUGGCCUGGAUGGUGGGACACUCUUCAAAACUCGCUGCAAGUGAACAUUAUUGGCGUUGACUUGGAGGAUAAAGUAGAAGAGAAAGGGCAUGAAACUCCGGUGCCGGAUGCUGGCGCACACGUGAGUUCCCAUGGCGCGCAGACGUCAUGCGACGACGCAACCAUCGUUCUCAUUGGUAUGCGUGGAGCCGGCAAAACACAUGCUGGCAAGGCAGCCGCUAAGGCAUUCGGACGAAGGUUCAUCGAUAUGGACACAUACUUGGAAGAGUCACUUCAAACGACCAUUCCUAAGUUCAUUGCAGAGAAAGGAUGGGAAGAGUUCCGGAGACAGGAGACUCUAUAUUUGGACGAAGCUCUGACAAAGGUACCACGUGGUGCCGUGAUUGCAUGUGGUGGCGGCAUAGUGGAAACGGAAGCUGCCAGAGCAACCCUUAGAAAGUGGUCCGGGGCGGAUGGUUCAACGCGGAAGGGAUAUGUUGUGCAUAUCAAACGUGAUAUUUCCGAAGUAUCUGCUUACCUUGAUCAGGACAAGACUCGUCCAAUGUACGGGGAGGAUAUGUUGAAGGUCUGGAACCGAAGGAAGGACUGGUACAAGGAGUGCUCUGCACAUGAGUUCACCAUUGUCCAUCCGUCUCCUGAUCCUAACUGGUCAGAUGUUGAAGGUGACUUGGUGAGGUUCCUUACAUUUAUUACAACCGUGAACGGACCACAUAACAGCCGGCUACCCGGUGCUGUACCACCCCCACACACGUCAAGCUUCUUCUUGUCCCUCACCUACCCUGACGUUAGUGAAGCUCUGCCCGUCCUUGAUAGAAUCUCGGAAGGUGCUGACGCGCUGGAACUACGUGUGGACCUCUUGGCUUCGCAAGAUGAAGAGUAUGUCGGAAAGCAGGUGUCUCUUUUGAGAAGACACUCGGAGCUACCUAUUGUGUUCACUGUCCGAACAGCUGGUCAAGCUGGCAAAUUCCCCGAUGACGACCAUGAUAGGCGCCUCUGUCUGCUUGAAGCCGGUGUACGAUGGGGUUGCGAGUAUGUGGAUUUGGAGGUCGAUGGUCCGCUGGAGCGUGUUGAACGGCUGGUACAGAAUAAGGGAAACAGUUGGAUCGUUGCAUCGUACCAUGAUACUACCGGAACAGGCUUGUGGGAGGAGGAGGGCCAUGGUUCAAGUCUGCUCGGUAAUCAGAAGGGCCAGCAAGCUGUCGCUGUUCGGUUUCGUGACCAGUAUGCAAAGCUCCACCCAUACGCAGAUGUAAUUAAGCUCAUCGGACGUGCAAAUCGACUGGAAGAUAACUUUGCUCUCUACAAAUUUGUCAACUCUGUUGUUCCAAGUCUCGGAUUAUCACCAAAGCCGUUAAUUGCAAUGAACAUGGGCGGUAUCGGGCAGGUAUCACGGGCGUUGAACACGUUUUUGACUCCUGUUACGCACCCUCUCCUUCCGAAUGCAGCUGCACCCGGGCAGCUUUCUAUUUCGCAAAUCUACCAGUUACGUAGCCUGUUGGGACUGGUGCCUGCCAAAAAGUUUUACUUGUUUGGGGCUCCGAUCUCGCAAUCUGUAUCGCCGGCGUUGCAUAACGCGGGAUUUAACGCUCUGGGGCUACCUUACGUCUACGAGUUAUCCGAGAGCCCUGAUUGGCAGCAUGUACGAGAUGUUGUGAAGCAGGGUGUUGCAAACGGAAGCUUUGGGGGCGCAAGUGUGACGAUUCCUUUGAAGGAGGAUGUCAUCACGCAUGGGAUUGUGGAAGAGAUGACGGACGGAGCCAAGGCCAUUGGUGCCGUCAACACGCUCUGGGUUGGCGCCAACAAGAAAAUCAUUGGCGAUAAUACCGAUUGGUUGGGCAUCAAGGCAUCUAUCAGAAAGCGAUUGGCACUCGUUAAUGCUGCUAGUGCGACACGAACGAUUGGUGUCGUAAUUGGCGCCGGUGGAACUGCCCGGGCGGCCAUCUACGCACUAAAGAGUUUGAAUGUAGAUGAAGUGAGGGUGUGGAAUCGGACCACGGCGAAGGCGGCAGCCCUUGUUGAAGAGUUUGGUGGUGCGGUUGUCACAUCCUUGAACCAGCUUUUCACGGUUGCAGAUGCAUCCACACUCUUCAUUAUUGUUGGUACGGUGCCUUCAUCCGCCCAGUCAGAGAUGGACCUUUCCGCAGCGCUGGCAUCAUCACCAAAGGGGAUACUUGUGGAAAUGGCGUACCGCCCACGGCGCACACCCUUGAUUCAGAAUGUGGAAAAACUUGGAUGGCCCGUUGUGGAGGGUGUGGAGAUUUUGAGGGAGCAAGGGUAUGAGCAGUUUAUUAGAUGGACUGGACGGAGAGCUCCUUGGAGAGUGAUGGAGGAGGCGGUUGAAAAGGCAUAUGUAUGAAUCUGACGCUGCGGGAUAAAAGUACAUUGGGCAUAUUGUGUAUUUAGUUUGAGAGUUCAAAAGUACAAUAGGAUCAACUUUUCUUUACAUAUAAUUACUUGCUUGUUGAGA